UCAUCCUUGACACGAUGCUGUACCAUGUCGCUAUUCUUUUGUUCGUUAUUACGUGAAUUGUUGCUUUGCAAUAGGUUAGUGCACCGGGAAAGCGAAAGUGUGUUGUAUAGAUUUUUGUGGGCGUUAAUGUUGAAGAUGGUGUAAAAGUUUCACUCAGUAGAAGUCUAUGAAGGUGGCAUUCCUCAUUAGAGACCCGAGUUCCUGACAGACCAGCAACAAAUAAUAUACUGAAGAUGAGUAGUUCUGAAGAGGUGUCCUGGAUCUCAUGGUUUUGUGGCUUAAGGGGCAAUGAGUUCUUCUGUGAGGUGGACGAGGAUUACAUUCAGGACAAAUUCAAUCUGACUGGCUUGAAUGAGCAGGUGCCCCAUUAUCGGCAGGCUCUAGACAUGAUACUCGACCUCGAGCCAGAUGAUGAGCUGGACGACAAUCCGAACCAGUCAGAUCUGAUCGAGCAGGCGGCGGAGAUGCUGUACGGCCUCAUACAUGCUCGGUACAUAUUGACCAAUCGGGGGAUCGGCCAGAUGAUCGAGAAAUACCAAUCUGGAGAUUUUGGCCAUUGCCCACGGGUGUACUGUGAGAGUCAACCUAUGUUGCCUAUUGGAUUGUCAGACAUACCUGGGGAGGCUAUGGUCAAGACAUACUGCCCCAAGUGCAUGGAUGUGUACACACCAAAAUCGUCACGGCACCACCACACAGACGGAGCUUAUUUUGGCACUGGUUUUCCUCAUAUGCUUUUCAUGGUGCAUCCAGAAUACCGACCAAAGCGUCCCGUUAAUCAGUUUGUUCCCCGUCUGUAUGGCUUCAAGAUUCAUCCACUUGCAUAUCAGAUCCAGCAACAGGCAGCCAGCAAUUUCAAAACCCCACUUCGUGCUAUGAAUUACAACAAUGGCAAACGCUAAUAUUGUUUGAUGUUUUGAAUGUUGUUUAGUUUUAAGAUCAACAUUUAAUAGAUGUUUCUCCUUUGUAUUUAUAGUUUAGUGUCACAUAGGCUACGUAAUUGUAGUACAUGCAUGAUGCAUUGUAUGACUGUUCCUUUGAGGGAGCUUGGCAGUUGUCUUUGUUGCUGGAAUUUCUGUGUAGGUUGUUUAUUACAUUUAGUUGUGGAUGUUUACUUCUUCAGUAACAAAUUCUUGAUUACAUGUAUUCCUCUAUGCUCUAAGUAUUUGACAUUAAAGUGGGAAAUUAGCAUUUUCUUCUCUAUGCAUCCUGUUACUUAAAACUUUCUAUACUUUAUGUGAACUCCCCAACAGUUUGCUGUCAAGAGAAAAAAUGUUUGCCUGUUUCACACAAAAAGAACAUUAGCCAUAUCAUAUGUCAAGGUGCUAGAUAUUUAUUCUGAUCAUAGUUUGUUGUAAUCAGAGAAAAUUGCUGUUAUGAUGGUAGAAUUGUUUAAUGUAGGUACAAAAAAGAUGUUUUUUACUAAUUUAACAUUUUUCAGAAUUUCUGAUAGUCACUUGUUACAUACCAUUGUUUGAAGGAUCGUGAUAUACAAACUAUGGAUGUAAUGUGGAGUACCUCACAGUUUAAAUAAGAGGGGGGUUGCACAGCAAUUUACAGUAAAAGGAGGGGAGGGGGGGGGUAGAUAUAUCAAGUUUAGAGUGUAAUUUUAAUGAUUUUUAAACUUCAUGUAUCGUCUAUAACAUAUAAAUAAAGUGACAGUAGUGUGAUUAUUCUAAUCAACAAUUACUGCUGUGUCAGUGUACAUGUAGAAGUAAUUAAUGCAUACUUAUUCCAGCCUGUUGAAAUUAUUGUCUUUUAGAAAUGGAAGCCUAGAAAAUAUUGAUCAUUGCAGUCUUUUCAGUGAAGCAGGUAAUUUAAUUAAGAUUGCGAAAUACUGGGAUGGACCGACAUUUACUGAUGGUAAAAUGCAGCUUGUAAUCUAACUGCUUUUAUGACGGGAAGGACAGAAUGGUUUCUGAUUAAAUCAGACUGCCUUAACGUAAAAGGCCUAAUAAGCUGAUGUACCGUGUUUCCCCUUUUAUAACAACUACCCCUUCGAUUUGGACCAAGAUCUCGUGAGCUCUGCCUGCAUUGCACAGUUAUUUAGAUGAGAUGUGUAUAAUAUUCACUACAUAGUGAACGGUAUGUGGAAUGAAACACAUAAUAUAGAUCAAAUGGGCUGUUAAUGUUAACUGAUCAUUUACAAUUACAAAACAGUGUGAGUUUUCACCUAACAGUCAAUAAUUUUGAUCUGGUUAGUUCAGAUUCAGUUGACAUGGAAGUGUCAACAGUUGGUUCAAAUUCAGUUGACAUGGAAGUGUCAACAGUUGGUUCAAAUUCAGUUGACAUGGAUGUGGUGGAGAUUCGAAAGCUAUUGUGUUUAAUUUUUUCACGUGUAAUUAUUCUGAAAACAUGAUGUAUUCACAGCCAUUAUGACAACUGGGAACUUAUUCAGGUAUCAUAUGCAUACAGUCACUUUUUUGAAUUUUUGGCAAGACUUAUUUAGUAUACCAAUAACUAGUUUUCAAGUGACUGCAGGCUCAUCAUCAGACAGUGUACCAUGUACAGCUAGAUGCUAUGGUCGUGGCAAUUGCGAUGCCUUGUGGAAUCACUGGCAAAUUUAUUCUGAUGAUGUACAUUUUGCAUGUUACACACACACACACACACACACACACACACACACACACACACACACACUUUUGUGAUUAGCAAAUUGUUAUUUGAAAAGUAAGAUAUUGUCUUGAAUCUGACUAUCCAAACACCAAAGUCAGUCAAUGUUGUGCAAAACUAACUUGUUACUCUCGCAUAAAUUAAUAGUAGUAUCAUCAUAACAUUACAAUAUUCUUUGUAAUGACAAAAACAUGUUUUUUGGUUUUGCAGUUUUAUUUACAGUUUACUGUUAAAAAUGUUGUGUGUCAUUAUGGUUAUCUAUUUACAAUGUAAUGGUCUGGAGAAGUAAACUGAACUGAGAUGAUUAUACAAAGACACAAUGUUUUAAUGUCACAGUGUUUAUAUAAGCCAAAGGGGACUAAGUAGAAAAACUGCAGAGCUAAUAAAAAAGGUUUUUCUUGUCUAUAUAAUAAUGAUAAAAUGUACUUGUUAAUAAAAAUUCCAUUUUGUAUUGUA
Schistocerca serialis cubense is the source of this 3066-nucleotide messenger RNA. Its product is annotated as casein kinase II subunit beta. The record is from RefSeq and is a predicted model, not a curated record. The coding region runs from base 234 to 899 and encodes 221 amino acids. NCBI's taxonomy places the organism in Eukaryota, Metazoa, Arthropoda, Insecta, Orthoptera, Acrididae. Gene Ontology annotation, molecular function: protein kinase regulator activity. Gene Ontology annotation, cellular component: protein kinase CK2 complex; cytoplasm. The transcript is spliced from 2 exons.